UAAACAUUGGAUAAGGAUUAGUAUGCAUUUUAUCAAUUCGUAGUUUAUUCGUCUCUUAGCAGAGGCAUGCCGUCGUCUGCAUCAGCCCCGGCCUCUCCUCCGUCGGCGUCUCAUUCUCAGAAUUCUGCUACUCAUUCUUCCCCUCCGAAACAUUUGGCCGAUGCUGCAGCCACCAGUAAUGACGGACUUCUUGAUGCGGAGGAGAAGAAACCGGAUUUGUCGGAUCAAUUCGAAGACUUUGAUGAUUUUAAUUCCACUGAGAAGUUCAAGAAAUAUGAAGCUGACUACGCUCAACGGCUAAUGGCCAAAUACUUUUCAAAGAAAAACCUAUAUGGAGGAAACAUCUUCGAAGAGAAAACAACAAUAGACGAUGAGAUUAUAAAGUCGAGCAAGUGGCCUUGUACGCGGUCGUAUGCGGACCCUUUGCGGGGUUUUGAAGAUCACCGGAGCAGCUGUUCAACAUCGACCACGGACAACCAUGCUACAAUUUCAAAUGGGAAGCAUGCAGUGAAGAAGAAUGGAUGAUGUUUCGGAAUGAAAGAAAGAUGAAACCUCCUCUCUCUCAAACGUUAGUUGGUUUGGGGGAAACGACAUAUGAUAUUCUGUAGCCCAUUUAAAUUAUUUUAUAUCCUUUUUUUUUAACUAAAAACAUAGUAAUGUAGCAAUUGCUUUCAAUGGUAAUAUGUUUUUAUA
Messenger RNA from Momordica charantia (bitter melon), 693 nucleotides. RefSeq lists its product as uncharacterized. NCBI's taxonomy places the organism in Eukaryota, Viridiplantae, Streptophyta, Magnoliopsida, Cucurbitales, Cucurbitaceae. The record is from RefSeq and is a predicted model, not a curated record.